This is a messenger RNA of Orbicella faveolata, 1031 nucleotides long. RefSeq lists its product as uncharacterized. The record is from RefSeq and is a predicted model, not a curated record. Lineage: Eukaryota; Metazoa; Cnidaria; Anthozoa; Scleractinia; Merulinidae.
GGGCAUCAGUUUCCACAGUGAUCUUUUUUUUAGGAGAAGGGGUGGUAGGAUGAAUAUGGUAAAAAAGAGGUGAAAAAUGAAUUUGCUUGGAAUUGUUGCAAGCCAUUCGUAAUAACCUUAUAAUUUUGUUCUUUCUCACUUUUGCUAAAGACCAAAAAACAAGGUGUGAUGACAAUCCAAGAAAAUAGGCUGUGUCAGUACCAAGCCCCAAAAAAGUUUGCUCAAGUAAAUUUUACCCUAGGAGUUUGUCCAUCCAGGAUAUGCUAAAACUUGGGAAAGUCAUCUCCAAGAAAAGUUCCACUAUCAUUAGCAUCUAUAAGUUUGAUUUUGAACACAUGCAAUGGUCCAAUGUACCAGUGGAGGCAGAAUUCUUGGUAGCUGAGACACCAUUCGCUUCUGGUGGAUUCCGACAAGCUUUCAAGGCCACUAGCAUAACAGAGAGAUUCAAAGAAGUGACAUGGGUUGUCAAGAAAUACCUCAGGAGUGCCUCGGAAAUAAUUAAAGCAACACAAGAAACUGAAGAAAGUCACACAAAGAAGUCAGUGCAAAUGCAUUACUUGGCCCGCAAUUUUGCAUCCCAACUGAAGGAACAAAUUGAAAAAGAGCAGCUGAUGGAGUUUGGCCCAACAUUUGAAUAUAAAAAGGUAUUCAUGGGUAAGACAGACAGUGGGGAGUUCGUUUCAAUUGAAGAGUACAUUGACGGUGAUUUUAUUAAGUACAUAAACAAUAAUGGUGAAGUAUGUGAAAAGGGUACAGUUUGUGACAAGGCACAGGCCUUUGUCCACUUUACUUAUGAGAACUCUGAGGGAAAGCUUAUUGUUCGUGACAUUCAGGGUGCUGGGUACACAAUAUAUGACCCAGAAAUUGCAACGUUAGAUUUACUAACUGAUGAUGGUACAUACCAAUUCUGUACUGGGAAUUUGUCUGUAAUAGCCAUUGUUCCGAACUGAAAUUUUGUGUUCAUUUUGUGUAAGGCGCGUUGCCUAUUUACCGAGUGGAGACUAGGUCCGAGUGAUGACAUGUUGUAAACG